This is a messenger RNA of Parnassius apollo (apollo), 450 nucleotides long. NCBI's taxonomy places the organism in Eukaryota, Metazoa, Arthropoda, Insecta, Lepidoptera, Papilionidae. The record is from the annotation of a GenBank genome assembly.
AUGAUCUGGGGAGUUAUCAGCGCAAAGGGACGCCUCUACAUAGUGGAAAACACCAUACGGCAGGAUCAGUACAUUAAAGUUCUGUCAGAAAAACUGAUUCAACAGACAUCAGAAUGGUUUCCUAAUAGGGAUUUCCUGUUUAUGCACGACUCAGCCCCAUGUCAUAAAGCAAAAAAAGUGACAAAAUUCCUAAAUGACCAUCAGAUAAAGGUGUUGGAAUGGCCUGGUAACUCUCCAGAUCUAAACCCCAUAGAAAAUGUGUGGACUGCGUUAAAAAAGGAAAUAGCUAAAGAAAAAGUCAUAACUAAUAAACAAGAACUGAUUGAGAAGAUAAUCAAAGCUUGGUUUAACACCCCAGAAUUAAAAACAAUAUCAAAAAAUUGCAUAGACAGCAUGCCUCGUCGACUUCAAGAAGUUAUUGCACAAAAGGGUGGUUUUACAAAAUAUUAA